GUAAAAUGUCCUAAACGAGAUGAAAAGGUAGCUUAGCCAACAUUUUUCUGGGCAUCGUUUAAAGGUACUCUUGGGUUUUUUUGGAAUGGCUGGUAGAAUCAAGGAUGUGGAAACCUCACUACGACAACAACUCGGAUCUUUGGCUCGAUCUUCCUCUAAGCAUUGCAUUUAUAGGGUGCCUGAUCAUUUACUUAAGGUAAAAAGAGAAUGUUACAACCCUUUAGUUGUUUCCAUUGGUCCUUUAUACUAUAAGAAUCGAACCCUAAAAUCUUCCCAUGAGCUAAAAUUGAGGCACCUUAAAUGCUUCCUAGAGUUUUGUAAGUAUACAAAUGGCAACAAUAAUGCUACAUCCUUAGGUGAAUUCAUUGAUAUAAUUGGAGAGUGUGAGGAGGAAGCGCGUUCCUAUUAUGCUGAAAAAAUAACUCUUUCUAGUGAUGAAUUUGUUGAGAUGGUAAUGGUUGAUGCUACAUUUAUCAUCUUCUUACUUAUAGAAUUUUCCGAUCAAUUUUCACUCGGUCCUCAUCCUAUGGAGAACAAGUACGACGUGAUGCUUCAAGUGCACCAAGAUUUAUUUUUAGAAGAAAAUCAAUUACCCUUUUUCAUUCUCAACCAUCUAUACGAUGUAGCAUUUGGUGAAGCCUAUCCCAAUAUUUCCUUCAAGGAUAUUACUUGUAAUUUCAUAGGUUUUAGUUUUUUCCCGGGAAGAGAAGUUGCACGUAGUGCAAUAGGUAAAGAAAAGUUAAUGAAAGUACCAAAAAUUAUGCACCUUGUUGAUUUCCUAAGGACUUGUUGCUUACCUACAAAACUUCGUUACCAAUUGCCCGAGUAUACCAAUGGUGUAGAUUCUGAUGAACUUCCUUUAACUGCCAAGGAAUUAAAGACAUUAGGAGUUAAGUUUAUGGCAAGUGAAAGUAAGACUUUACUUGAUAUUACAUUUUCAAAGGGAGUUUUACAUAUUCCGACAUUGACAAUUCAAGAUACUACCGAAUCAACUCUUAGAAGCAUUGUAUUUUUCGAGCAAUGUCACCAUUUUUGUGAUUCUUAUGUUAUCGACUACUUAUUCUUCCUCGAUGCAUUGAUUCACACCCAAGAAGACGUGCAAAUUCUUGUUCAACAUGGGAUAAUUAAGCAUUUUUUUGGGAGUAACGACGAGGUGGCUAAUCUCUUUAAUCGAAUUACGAAGAACUUAAGUAUGAGAAACCCGGGCUUCUAUUACGCUCAAGUUUGUCAAGAUUUGAAUGCAUAUCUUAUCAAGACGAAGAAGAAUAAAUGGAAGGCUCUAAUGUCUAAGAAAGACUGUUUCGAUUAUCCAUGGUCAAUCAUGGUGGUUUUUAUUCUCUUAGCAUUACAAGUUUAUAGUAAUUUUAUUAAUUAAAAUUGUAGUUAUAUCUUGAUUUC
Chenopodium quinoa (quinoa) is the source of this 1398-nucleotide messenger RNA. RefSeq names its product UPF0481 protein At3g47200-like. The record is from RefSeq and is a predicted model, not a curated record. Bases 86 to 1375 code for a protein of 429 amino acids. The transcript has 2 exons. NCBI's taxonomy places the organism in Eukaryota, Viridiplantae, Streptophyta, Magnoliopsida, Caryophyllales, Amaranthaceae.